Peronospora matthiolae is the source of this 480-nucleotide messenger RNA. NCBI's taxonomy places the organism in Eukaryota, Oomycota, Peronosporomycetes, Peronosporales, Peronosporaceae. The record is from the annotation of a GenBank genome assembly.
AUGACGACUGGGUUCAGAGCGAAUGAGGAACUGGUCGUGCACUCGACCGCACUCCCUUUCGUCCUCGUGCUGGCUGCUGCCUCGUUCUUUCGACAUCCGCUGCAGGUCGUCGUUCAUCCGACCGUUACGACACGUGAUGUUCUAACGAAGUUUCGGGAUCCCCCUCUCACUCGCGGGAAGCUUUUCUCAUACCCCGUCCUCGUGCGCUUUGGAGUGGAUCUCUGUGCUUCGUUGCUGGAUCCGAGGUCUCUCACGCACUCAUUCAUUUCACUCACUCACACACUCGUGCACGUGCUCGCUGCAAUCACUUCAACGUGGCCGUUAGACGGCGUCGCACUGGAUAUGUUUCGGUGUUUUUCGGCGGAAAGAAAUCUCGAACACAAUCUACUGAACUGUCGUCGUCGUCAUUGUCGUCGUCGUGGCUUUGCAGUGCUGGUCGUGCAAAACAAAAGCGACACACGACUCGGAUGCGAACGGUGA